GGCUGUCGCCCGACAUGAGCUCGUUCUCCUUCCUUGAUUCCCCCGACCACACCAAGCUCGGGGACUCGCUCAACUCGUCAGGUAGGUCAAGUAGACAGUUUAUUAUUUUGGCAUUUUUGACCAUUUUUCCAAUUUUUGUCUAUAAUUUUUAAUUUUAUAUUAGAGUUAUCAUGCUGAAGCUAUUUUUUAGAAGUACUCUUAAAAAUAUAUGUUCGGGGCAAGACGCUGGUUUCAAAUCGAACCUCUAAAGAGUGUCUGAAGUCUUUGAAAGUAUUUAAACAUUUCACCCCCCCCCCCCAACACACACACACAAGACGUAAUAAACGCCACGGUAAUAAAUUAGUUUUAAAAAAUAAAUGCAGGCAACGUAAUAUCGAAUUAUGAACUAAAAAUGUCAGUGGAUACUAACAGUGAAAUAUCCGACAGGAAACUGAAAUUAUUUUCAGAUCAUCAGCUUAAAAACGAUAGUAGUACAAAUGUUGCAACUAAACUGAGUAUUUAAAUACACACAAUAAAUUAAGACAAAUGUCCUAUCAUCGAUUUGAUCAGGACAUUGCUAUACACACCAUGUACAAUAAAACUAUCAAUUUAGUAUACAAUUAUUUUUUUUACUAGCGCCCCCCCCCCCCCCGCUUUUUGGGGUCUAAACUCAAACAUAAAUUUAAGACCCUUAUAGAACACACACAUAUAUUAGAUCAAAAUUACUUCACGCUAAAUGUCAACAUGUUAAUCGUUUUUAACUAAAAAAAUCCUGAAUAAUGUCUUUAAAGGCAGAAAAUGUUGGAUUAUUUUCAUCGUUGGUUUUAUUUGAAAAAUGAAGUUUCUUCAAUGUUUGGAGUGCAAGGUGAAUGAUGGGUUUGAAAUGAAGAUAUCGUGAGGAUAAUAACGGGAUAUCUACUUGCGAACUUUGAAUUACCGUAUUUUAUGGACUGUAAGACGUAACUUUUUUUUUCUUCGAAAAAUUGCCUCCAAAAUUUCAGGUGCGUCUUAUACUCGAAAUUAAUAUAAAAAUGGAAAAAAAUGUUAUUUAAAAAAAUAAAUAAAAAUGCUUCAAAAUUAAGGCGCGUCUUAUAAUCCGUAAAAUACGGUGAGUAAUCAAACAAGUACAUGGGCUUCCGCGGGAUUUAUUUGCAAGGGACUUUGUGGGGGGGGGGGGGGGGGGGGAGGGUCAUAUCACAAUCAUAAAUUAAAGUGUUAACGUUAAAGGGAAAUGGAAACUCACACAUCUGGCAGUAUGAUAAUGUCAUGUCGUAUAAUAUCUUAAAAAAAAAAACAAACUUUCUGGACCUUUCUUGACCUUGCGCGUUUGUCCUUGGCUGCGGGUGAAGCAGAAUGGCUCUACUUUGUGUGUCCCAAUGAAAGGUGUCAAAUACGUCGUUUCCAGAGAACUGAGUUUAUGGUUCUACUUUGUGUGUCCCAACGAAAGGUGUCAAAUACGUCGUUUCCAGCGAAUUGAGUUUAUUCGACCUGAUUCAAACGUCUUUUUAGGUAUUUGACUUUAAAUCAACCACAAUAUCGUUUAGUCGAUGGAACUGAUUGUGCUCGUAUCAAAAUAUAAAAUACACCAAGUUCUUUCUAAUAACAAAAAAAAACAAAAAAUGGUGUUUCAAAAAAAAAAAAGAAAAAGAUUAUGGCGUAGUUAAAAAAACUGUUACAUGAAAAGCAAAGACGGACCAACGCUCAGUGUACUAUAUUAAAUGGUUCAACUAUAUUGAAUGGUUCAAUUAUAUUGAAUGGUUCAACUAUAUUAAAUGUUUUCAACUAUAUUGAAUGGUUCAACUAUAUUAAAUCGUUCAACUAUAUUGAGUGGUUCAACUAUAAUGAAUGGUUCAAAUAUAUUGAAUGGUUCAAAUCUAUUGAAUGGUUCAACUAUAGUGAAUGUUUCAACUAUAUAAAUUGUUCAACUAUAGUAAAUGGUUCAACUAUAUUAAAUGGUUCAACUAUAUUAAAAACAACAACAACAAUUCAUUAAGUUGUUACAUAAAUCAAUGACAUAGAUCGCCAGGUGAGUGAUACCAGAUCAUGUCAGAACAUCCCCCCCCCCCAAAAGCACUGGUGACUAACCAUUUCAGGACAUCUCCACCUCCCAGGCCUGUUCUUAGGCAUACGCUGACUACGCAUCUGCGUAGGGCCCCGAACGUGAGGGGGCCCCCGCAGGGCCGCUUAACACCUAAGGGAUAUAGCAAUGUUGCACACACCAACAAAUUAUUGAUAGCCGGGGGCCAUCUCCUUCCUCAAAAUAAGGAAAUAAGUGCCACCAGGGCCAUUCCUAGGAAUAUAGGCAAACUAGGCAAGCGCCUAGGGCCCCACUACUACCUGCAUGUCCAUAUAUUUCAGAAGUACACAUUUUCUCUAGUGGCGGAAUUAUCAAUAUGGUUAGUGGUUACACGCGAGCAAAGAGGAAACAUUGAUGGAGGCAGAAUGGAGCUGCCGCAGUGGUGGGUGGUGUUUUCUCCUCAGCUCGAGGGAGCUCCUGCCUUCCGGGGCUCCCAACCUACGCUCCAUGCUUAGGGCCCCCAAACUCCUAAGAACGGCUCUGCGCCCCCCCCAAAGCACUGGUGACUGACCAUGUCAGGACACCCCCCACCCCCCAAAGCACUGGUGACUGACCAUGUCAGGACAUUCCCCCCAGGUGGCACCGAUGACAGUAAAGAUCCAAAUGGCAGCAAGCGACGCCGGACACGGACGAAUUUCACCGGAUGGCAGCUGGAGGAGCUGGAGAAGGCGUUUCAAGACUCACACUACCCGGACGUCUUCAUGAGAGAGGCUCUGGCCCUGAAACUAGACCUGGUGGAAAGCAGAGUUCAGGUGAGUCAGAUUGAUGAUUGGCCCACCUGGCAUCUUGUUCUCUCACUAUAAUUUCUGUAAAUUUUCUCCUCCUGUUUUGCUAUGAAAUAUACCCCCCCCCCAAAAAAAAAAACAACAAAAAAAAAAAAAAAAAAAAUCCCCCCUGGCAUCUUGUUCUCUCACUAUAAUUUCUUUAAAUUUUCUCCCCCUGUUUUGCAAUAAAAUAUACCCCCCCCCCAAAAAAAAAAACAACAAAAAAAACAAAAAAAAAAACAAAACAAAACAACAACAAACAAACAAAAACACAAAAAAAAACUCAUGCACCUUUCCCAAUGGGGAACGUUCAAAUUUUUGUCAAACAGAGUAGCUUGCCCGUGGUUGCCGCCUACUUUUACCAAUUCGGGCUGGUUCCAAAAUCAUGUAUGCUGUUUCUAAACUCGAUUCCACAACAUUAAGUAUAGUUUAAUUAAAACAGACCCAAUAAUAUAGUUUUUAAAAUAAAUUUUAUACCUUUACUCGGAAUAAUUUCUUUUCUCUCCAUUCCCGGCGACGUCAUUCGAUCCAUGUUUACUCAGCCAAAACCAUGACAACCACCAAUGAUAUGAAAGCGGAAAUGAUAUGCACCAUCUCAUUCAUGCUCUUUUCUCCCCGGAGAUAAAUAUGUUUUUCCCUUCGUGAACAUACCCCAUAUCCACAUAAACACAAUCAAAGUUCCCGAAUUUCCGUGCGCCAUUAUUCUGGUCUACAAGUAAGUUUUCACUAUUCAUCAAUGAAAUAGACCGGUGUAGGCCUCUCCUGGCACUACGAUCGCUCUUUCUUCACUUUAAAAAAAUUUGUCUCUUCUUUCUUUUCCCCAAUUAUAGAACUAUAAUAUACACGCUUCUGAGUUGUUUUCGAACCUUUCCCACUAGGACUUAGCCUUCAUUUCCCGUUAGAACUUAUCCUUCAUCUCCCGCUAGAACUUAUCCUUCAUUUCCCGUUAGAACGUAUCCAUCAUUUCUCAUGAGAACUUAUCCUUAACCCCCACCAUAACUUAUCAUUUAUUUUCCACGAGAACUUAUCCUUCAUUUCCCAUUAGAAUUUAUCCUUCAUUUCCCACUAGAACUUAUCUAUCAUUUCUCAUGAGAACUUAUCCUUAACCCCCACCAGAACUUAUCCUUUAUUUUCCACGAGAACUUAUCCUUAAUUUCCCAUUAGAACUUAUCCUUCAUUUCCCACAAGAACUAAUCCUUCAUUUCCCACGAUAACUUAUCCUGCAAGUCCCACGAAAACUUAUCCUUUAUUUUCCAUGAGAACUUAUCCUUCAUUUCCCACUAGAACUUAUCCUUCAUUUCCCACUAGAAAUUAUCCUUCAUUUCCCACUAGAACUUAUCCUUCAUUUCCCACUAGAAAUUAUCCUUCAUUUCCCACUAGAAAUUAUCCUUCAUUUCCCACUAGAAAUUAUCCUUCAUUUCCCACUAGAACUUAUCCUUCAUUUCCCACUAGAAAUUAUCCUUCAUUUCCCACUAGAACUUAUCCUUCAUUUCCCACUAGAAAUUAUCCUUCAUUUCCCACUAGAACUUAUCCUUCAUUUCCCACUAGAAAUUAUCCUUCCCCCCCCCCCCCCCCCCACUGCCCCCAUCCCUUGCCAGCAAAAUAACGCUACAUCCUGUUUUAGCGUGCUCACGUAUCAGUUCCAUCUAGUCUUCACAUUCAAAUAUUAAUCUUUAGAAGAAUUCAUUCACGUGUAAGCAUGAACAAAAAACCCCGACUAUUUGGUUUCUUCUUGGAAAAAAUUCAGGGGUAUUGAGACCUCACAGCUGGGGUGUCACGUUGUUUUCUUAUAUCAUAAGAAUUGUGGGAUUAGAUAUCAAUUGAAUUAUCGGUUAGGAAAUCAAAGCAUUAGUGAAUUUUAAUAUCAAGUUCAUGGCUCCUUUUUGGAUAUCAAAUAAAUUUUAAUUAUAGAUCUCAAAUCAAAUAUUACAGUUGAGAGUAUUAAACUGUAUAGCAAAUGUUUGAGGCAGCAAUUUAUUUUAGCAUUUAGACAGAAAAUAGAUUUGCAAUACACGCCAAUGUUCUUUUCAUUCUUUCUCUCUUCAACAAUGUUUUCAACUGUUAGCUUGAAGACGUUACUGUAGGUUAAGUUAGCUUUAAGACGUUAAUAUAGUUUUAACUUACGAAAUUUCCAUGUCAAUUGAUUUCAAGUAAUUUACUUAAAAAAAAAAACAGCUAGCAAUUGUACAUAGCUAUAACUAAAGUUCGUAAAUCUAUAACAAAAAGCUUGUACAUCUAUAGCUUAAGCUCGUACAGCUAUAACUAAAGUUCGUGCAGCUAUAACUAAAGUUUGUACAGCUAUAACUAAAGUUCGUACGGCCACAACUAAAGUUCGUACGGCUAUAACUAAAGUUCGUACGGCCACAACUAAAGUUCGUACGGCUAUAACUAAAGUUCGUACGGCUAUAACUAAAGUUCGUACGGCCACAACUAAAGUUCGUACGGCUAUAACUAACGUUUGUUGCAUUCUUCCAACGGCAAUCGUAGUCUGUCUUGUAUGCCCGCCAUCUUUCAAUGUUAAACAUAACAGUUAACGAGCGAUUCAAAUAAUGGAUGUGCCACAUAUCACACCAUUAAGUUCUCUUUAAUUUUAAAUCAUCUAAACUCACACACACCAUCCUAGACUCAAACAUCAAUAUCGACUAAUACAUCUUUAUAGAAUCAAACAAUAUAGAAACCACAUAUCAUUCUUAAAAUACAUCAUUAAAACAUCACAUAUUCUUAUGGAAUUACAUACUAUUGUACAAUAACAUACUAUUAUACAAUCAAAUACUAUUAUACAAUCACAUACUGUUAUACAAUCGCAUACUUUUAUAAAAUCACAUAUUAUUAUACAAUUUCAUACUAUUAUACAGUCACAUACUAUUGCCUAAUCACAUAAUAUUAUACAAUCUCAUACUAUUAUACAAUCACAUACUACUAUACAAUCGCAUACUAUUAUACAAUCACAUACUAUUAUACAAUCAUAUACUUUUAUGCAAUCACAUACGAUUAUACAAUCACAUACUAUUAAACAUUCACAUACUAUUAUACAAUAACGUAUCAUAACCAAGAAGAACUUCCAGGAGAGCAGUUCACCCCGUAUCUGAUAUGAUGUCAUCUAGUGGGCACUUAUCUGAUAAUGAUCUUUAGGAGGUCCUCUGAGUACGACCCAUUGGUAGCAUCAUUUGAUUAUUAUAAUUUUAUUAUUUUUAGAGGUAGGGAUGAGGGAGUGGGGUGGAUUGACAUGUAUUAUGGGACAGUUAGAAAAACAAAUGUUUUCCCUUGAAACUUCAAAAAAAAAAAAAAAUAAUAAUUUUUUUUUGCUUGAGCAUUGCUUUUUAUUUUUAUUUUUGAGUAAAGACUGAAAUGAACAAGUAUAUAUGUUCAUAUUUGGAGCGUGUCCGGAAAUUUAUUUGAAAGAAACUUCCUGGACGGAAAAUUGAUCGACGGAGGUUUUUUUUCUUCUUCUUCUUUCCUUCUUUUUUUUUCCUUUUUUUUUCCUUCUUUUUUUUCUUUCCGAACGGAUAUUUGAGCGAACGGAAGUUUGGUCGAAUGGAUGUUUGGUCGAAUUUUUUUUUCAGUUCACACGGUCACACGAUGAAAUUUUCGUCAAAUUUAUUUUUUAACGCAAUGUACUAUAUGACAGGAUUGGACAAUGAGGAAAUAUGCAACUCUUGGUGUGCUCUUUAAGAAUGAACAUAUGGGCGGAGUGACGGAGAAAUAAUUUAGCGGUGGGCGGAGUGACGGAGAAAUAAAUAAACAUACAGUGGGCGGAGUGACGGAGAAAUAAAUAAAUAGACAGUGGGUAGAGUGACAGAGAAAUAAUUGAACAGACAGUGGGCGGAGUAGCGGAGAAAUAAAUAAACAGGCAAUUGGCGGAGUAACGGAGAAAUAAAUAAGCAGACAGUGGGCGUAGUGGUGGAGAAAUAAAUGAACAAAAAUAAGAUACACAAUAUGAUUAUAGAUCUAGGUAAAAACUUGAAGAAAAUGCCCAUUACGAUUAAUUUUCUAUCAACUUUAUAAGAUAAGAUAAGAUAAGAUAUUUUUUUUGAUCCAAAUAAAUGGAAAUAUGUUUUUUCAUUCAUCGUACAUAUUUUUUCAAUCCUGAAAAUGGUUGAGUUUCCCAUUGUUCCUUAAAAUUAGUCUAUAGCAAAAUAUUCGGCAUGUCAUUGUGCGGUAAGAAUGACUGUUGAGUUCUUGAGUGAGAACAGAGCAUUCGAUUUUUGUUCGAACGGAGUUCUUGCUUUUCUUCUCCAAGUUCAUCCAACUUAUAUUAAUAUUAAAAAAAAAAUUAAAAAAAAAAAAAAAAUUAAGUUUAAAUUAUCAAAAAAAUCGAAUCGGUAAAAAAAAAUAUUCAAUGUUUCCAAUAAUUAUGACUAAAAAUCGAUAAGUGAGAAUUAAUCAAUUCCAGUAAACAAAUUCUUAUAGACCAGUUAUGAGUCUGUUCUGGUUCUUCUAAUUAAAAUGUUUAUACUACGCAUCCGAACCCAAUGUAAAUGAUAUCAGUUGUUGCUACUUGUUUUUUCAUAACACAUAUCCUUGAAAAGACCAUUUCACCUCAUCAGCCCAAUUCAACCAACCCAAUCAGGUUGUAGUCAACCAAAUUGGUUCGAAAAUAAAAUUUCAAAUCUGACUUUGUCUUUUCAAAUAAGUCUGGUUUAAUUUCAAAUCUCACACUGACUUUCCAAAUAAGCCUGGUCUAAUUUCAAAUCUCACACUGUUUUUUCCCAACAGGUGUGGUUUCAAAACCGACGAGCAAAAUGGAGAAAGAAGGAGCACACCAAGAAAGGACCAGGAAGACCGGCCCACAACGCACAUCCUCAAACUUGCAGCGGUGAUCCCAUGGACGAGGAGGAGAUACGGAGGCGAGAACAAGAGAGGCUCGAGAAGAAGCGGAGGAAGCAAGAGGAACGGCUGAGGAAGCUGGAAGAGAAGAGGAAGGUCUUGAGCGGCGUCCACGGGUCCGCGAUGUCCAUGGAAGACCGCAAGAGCCGAGCCAUGCGGCUUAACGUGGACAACUUCCUGUCCUCCACGUCAUCAAUGUCCGGCAACGACGCCAGCUGUGAUAGCCUCGCCGAUCACAUGACGGACAGAGCCGACCGCCACCUAGCGGCCAGCUCGAUCAUGUCGGUCUCCUCGAUGCUGAGCCACCCGCCCAGGGCUCACGAGAACCCUUCGAAUACGAACAACGCCAAAUCCUGUGCUUUCAGCAUCGAGCGCCUGCUGGAGGCGCCGAAAGUUCCAAGGGGGAGGCGACCGAACUCUAAAUACCCACUGGUCCAGGCGUGCAAAUCUCUAGGCACCCUGAGUUUAGGACUGCUCCCUUUCUUCCCGAUCACGCAGCCGAUGGGGUUCCUCGUGCAGCAGGUGACGCACAGGGAGAGCAGCCCGCUGACUCCGUUGCUGGAGUCACCGGAACGCGAGGAGUUGGAGUCCAGCAGCGACGGCAACUCGCGUGAGGACCAUUUUUUCGGCCCCGGUAGAACAAAAUCAUUAGGGGCCGCAAGAGACAAAACAACGGACUCACUCUUCGGCCAUUCCUUCAAAACGGAAUCUGAUCGAGCCGCGGCCGAACGGACUGACAUGUUCGACUCUGACAGGGAAGAACAGGGACGGCAUACAGACAGGUACGACGGGUUGACCCCGAGAUGUGAUGGCGACGAUUAUAACAGAUGUGAUACGAAGGAGGGCGCGGACCGGGAUGUCAUGGAGCACGACUUCGUAGGGGUCAAGGCCAUCAACCUCAGCGUGGUGAGUGAUCGCAAUAACAACAGCAGCCGCGGAGAGGAGGAAGGUCAAGGUCGGGAGGCAGACCAAAGCCCAGGACACCGCAGCGGAGACGGUGAUUGGGACGAGGGGGACUGCAGGGAUGACACCAUGGAACUCGAUCUGGAGGUCGCGUAACGUUGGUUUCGCGUGAAGUUACAGUGUUUAUAACACGCAUCAUUCCGUCUGCGAAAUUUAACUAUAGGCUAUGUAAUAUAACUUCACAUUUUCUUAUGAAAUGAAUUGAGCGUUGGUAAAUCAAAAUGAUUAGUGUUUUACCUUACAUUCGAUGUGGUAUAUUGACAUAGCGUUAGCCAAUAGAGCAUUUUUUUGGUUAUAAUGACAGAGACAAAAAAAAGGUCAAUUUAAUUUUUAUGAAGACGGAGAUGUUCCUUUAAAUAGCACCAUGCGUAGUGUACUAGGCUCACUAUAGGGGAUUGAAGAGAUAUAUUUGUAAAAUACCAAAUACUAGAAAUAGCCCGUCAAAUAAUAAUGGCGACAAUGGUUGGACUUCCAAUGUACUAAAGUUACGCGACAAAACAUGCAUUGUCAGGUAACGCUCUUCAUAAGAAUCCAGAAUUUAGUUCUAACGUCUGAGAACUGACCCAGUGCCACAGUCAUGCAUACGGACCUAGAGAAUUAUAAUUUUUUAUUUUUUUAUUUUCAUGUUAAGGAUUAAAUUGCGCGGUGACCCCUUCAGUUUAGAACUUGCUCUUUUGUGUUUAAGUCUUUGGGCUGGGUCGCAGGUUGAAAUUUAGGAGGUCAAACCACGAUGUUCUAGUCAACAGUUUUACGUCUUGAAAUAUGUGUACUUAACUUUUAUGCUUGGCGUGUGGUGAUGGUUUAUGGAUGUGUACAGCUGGAUAUGGACGGCUGGAUGUGUACGCCUGGAUGUGGACGGCUGCAUGUGUGCGGCUAAUUUUUUAGGGCUGAACGAUUUGACGUGACCUGCCUGAUGUGUAAAACAUGUGUACGGCUAGAUGUGCAUAGAUUCAUGAGUUCCACUAAUUUGUAGGUAUGCGUGAGCACCGUGUGAUGUGUACGAUGGAUGUGCACGGCUUGAUGUGUACGGCUUGACGUGUACGCUUUGAUGUCUCCGGCCAGAUGCAAUAGCACGUGUACUGCUUGAUGUGCACGAUGGAUGUGUACGGCUUGAUGGGUACGGCUUGACGUGGACGCUUUGAUGUCUACGGCCAGAUGCAACAGCACGUGUACGGUUUGAUGGGUACGAUGGAUGUGUACGGCUUGAUGGGUACGGCUUGAUGUGUACGACUGAAAGCGUUGGGCUGCGUGUGUGUGUUUGAAAGGCAUGUACGUAGUUGUAAUUUAUGCUGAGCGCGUUCGUUGCUAU
This is a messenger RNA of Lymnaea stagnalis (great pond snail), 9919 nucleotides long. NCBI's taxonomy places the organism in Eukaryota, Metazoa, Mollusca, Gastropoda, Lymnaeidae. The record is from the annotation of a GenBank genome assembly.